This is a messenger RNA of Trichoderma aggressivum f. europaeum, 2637 nucleotides long. RefSeq lists its product as uncharacterized. Gene Ontology annotation, cellular component: nucleus. NCBI's taxonomy places the organism in Eukaryota, Fungi, Ascomycota, Sordariomycetes, Hypocreales, Hypocreaceae. The transcript has 14 exons. Bases 1 to 2637 code for a protein of 878 amino acids. The record is from RefSeq and is a predicted model, not a curated record. Gene Ontology annotation, molecular function: ATP-dependent chromatin remodeler activity; ATP binding. Gene Ontology annotation, biological process: DNA repair.
AUGGAGCCCGACGACGAUCCCCACCGCCAUGAAGCCAAGAGGCAGCGGUUAGAUGAAGCUCCAAGCUCCCACACCAGUUCAUUCGUUAGAAGAGCUGAAGAGCCUGGUAAUUUGAGUCCAGCGACAUAUGAGCAUGCCCCCUCACUGUUCACAGGCGAACUGCCCGUCUCUACAGGAGUAUUGUCCACAUGGCCACCCACAUGGCUGCCAGUUCAAUAUCCCAUCAGUGUCGGUUUUGGAUACCAACCCAUCUUCCCAAUAGCUCCCAACUUUCACGCACAACAAAAUUACUGGACAAGUCAACCCCGUGAGACGCUCGGCCUCCAUGGAGUAGGUUCAUACGACAUGCAGUUUGCUGCCAAUGCAUAUCCAUGCGGGUUCCCGAAUUCUGUCCCUUGGGCUAACCCACUAUCACGAGUCCCUAUGGGCUCUCUUGCGUUGUCGAAUAUUCAUCAGGCCCACGGACAAUUGCUCCAGGCUGAGCCUCUCGGGUUGAUUCAGCCGCCUGGUGAACUAUAUCCCACAAGCUCGUAUCAGGCAGCCAUCAUCUCGGAACAGUCUUCGGAGUCUCCUUCUACAGGCACUUGCAUAGAUAUUGUACAAGAGCCUGAUGAAGUUGAAGAACCGCAAUCCAACACAGACCAAGAGAUGCUAGUUUGCUUUGGCAUGAUCUCGGGCAUAUCAUCUUGCCUUCAGGAUAUCACAGAAGGACCAGAGUUGCUGGACAUGUUGAGCAGCAAUGUCGACCUGGAGGAGACUCCGCAACCAAAGGCAAUACGCGCAAUUCUUCAAAGUCACCAGAAGAAAGCAUUGACAUUCCUACUUCGCCGUGAGAAAGGUUGGGCUUUCGAUGAUCAUCAGUCAGAUAUUUGGGGAAAAGCAGACACGCACCAGGGACAAUUUUUUGUCAACAGAGUUUCUAAUACUCACCAGCCUGAAGAACCUCCGCAGUUUUAUGGAGGCAUCAUCGCCGACCCAAUGGGUCUCGGAAAGACAUUGACUAUGAUCUCUUUAGCAGCAACAGACUUAGACAGCGACGUGAACAACGGCGUUCACAUGGAUAUUGAUGAAGAGCAAGAUGAUGCUGUCACGACUACUCUCAUAAUUGUACCUCCGCCACUUCUUGGCACCUGGGAAGAACAGCUAGCAGAGCACGUCGUAGAAGGCAGCAUGGUAUGGCGUUGCCACCAUGGCAAAAGCAGGUUUGUCGACAAGAGCGAGCUCGACGGCGUAAACGUGGUUUUGACCACAUAUUACACCGUUUCUGCAGAGUGGAGGACUGGAAAUUCCAUCCUGUUCUCAGUUCGCUGGAGAAGAAUCGUUUUAGAUGAAGCACAUUAUAUCCGAAAUGGGACCUCGAGGAUGGCUCACUCAAUAUGUGCACUUGAAUCCGUCGCCCGGUGGGCCGUCACUGGUACACCGAUCCAGAACCGCCUGGCUGAUCUUUCGACUCUCCUCAGAUUCAUCAGGGCUCAUCCUUAUACCGAUCCAAAGGCAUUCGAUACUGAUAUAUCUCGCUUCUGGAAGUCUGGAAAAGACGAAGAAGCGGUAAGGCGACUAAAGCACCUUUCAACGAGUCUUCUGCUUCGUAGGCCCAAAGCCACGAUUCAUCUUCCCCAACGACGGGAUAUGCGAUGCCCUGUUGACUUUAGCCGUGAAGAAAGAGCAUUGUAUGACGAGAUCCGUGAGCAAGCAGUCAGCAAAAUCGAGGAGGUGCUCCAAAAUAGCUCGGAGGUGUCGCGAACGGGCGGCUAUGCCAACGUUCUUCAGCGGGUUGAAUCACUGCGACUCAUAUGUGACUUGGGCCUCUAUUAUCACUCAAGGCACCAAAACCUCCAGCACUUGAUGGCAGAAGCCACUGACUGGGCCAGUGUUGCGCAGGAGACGUUUAAUGUCCAACGAGGGAUGGGUCCAAUGGUCUGCGCGCAAUGCUCAUCAACUCUAGAGCUGACCGAGACGAUAAAGAACCUCUCCACUGGAAUUCCAUCCAAGGUGAAAGCUCUGAUUACUGAUAUCAGGUCACUCCCUCCAGACACUAAAUGCGUUGUAUUUUCGACGUGGAGGUUAACUCUUGACGUUAUCAAAGCUGGCCUAGAUCAAGCGUCGAUUUCCAGUAUCCGCUUCGACGGCAAGUGGGGCAAGUGGCUCUUUGACCGAAUUCUUCUCUCGUGGCUAACGUUUCCCAGUCUCACGCUUACUGUAGCAUCGCGGGCAUAUUUGAUGGAGCCGCACUGGAAUCCAACUCUCGAAGAGCAAGCUCUAGCGCGAAUUCACCGAAUCGGCCAGACGCAAGAAGUGACGACCGUGCGCUUUUAUAUGCGGGAUUCCUUCGAAGAGCAAGUCGCGGAACUGCAAGAGUCAAAGAAGAAUCUUGCGGGAGUCCUACUCUCUCCACAUGAUGGCGGGCGCAUGGACGACAGUUUGGGGACGCUGCAGACCAUCGUCGGCAUUAUGUCACCAGAGCCACGCUCUCUCCACUAUAUCGGCGAGCUUUGGGCAGCUCCAGAUGCCGCAGAUGCCGCUAUCCGACCGGUGUCAGGAUACAUAGCUAUCGAUAGCGGCGACGACGGACGAACCGGUGGAUAUGGCUUUCUGUGGGAAUUGGCGGUAUCAAGCCGGCAGCCGGGCGGCUCGUAA